UUUUUCAUUGCUUUAUUCAAUAGUUAAAAAUACCAAAAGAAGCCAGCAUGCAGUCAUUGAAAAUAUUUUAUUUUUGCGCUUUAUUAAUUUUAAGUUGCUUAAGUUUCGCAAAUGCUCGACCACUGCAAGAAGAAGUGCAACGCCGAAUCGUACAGCCCACUUGGCUCGCGGACAAUAAUCGCGCAGAAUUUCCAUCCGAUGGCAAAGUGCGCAUUACGCCAGAGAAUCUUCGCGAGACAGCUGAGUGGCGUGCAAUCAUACAAAAGGCAGUUAAUGAGGGGCGUUACGCGGUGGACUUAGAUCACGAUCUAUCAGAAUUUAAUCCGGAAGAGUAUUUCCGAUCGCAACCCUUUCCACAACCGCCGCCACAAUUCGGUCCAUCGCCUUUAGCGCCCUUUAAUCCUCCUUGGCUACCUUUGGCACCGCCGCCGCAACCCUUUCCACAGCCGCCGACACAAUUUGGUCCACCGCCU
Molecule: messenger RNA, 473 nt
Organism: Bactrocera dorsalis (oriental fruit fly)
Lineage: Eukaryota; Metazoa; Arthropoda; Insecta; Diptera; Tephritidae
Product: formin-like
Exons: 4
Source: RefSeq, a predicted model, not a curated record